Messenger RNA from Arvicola amphibius (Eurasian water vole), 1101 nucleotides. It is a transcript of the gene Ufd1, whose product is annotated as ubiquitin recognition factor in ER associated degradation 1. The record is from RefSeq and is a predicted model, not a curated record. Lineage: Eukaryota; Metazoa; Chordata; Mammalia; Rodentia; Cricetidae. The transcript is spliced from 12 exons. The coding region runs from base 136 to 1059 and encodes 307 amino acids. Gene Ontology annotation, molecular function: polyubiquitin modification-dependent protein binding. Gene Ontology annotation, cellular component: VCP-NPL4-UFD1 AAA ATPase complex.
CUCCCUUACGUCACUUCCGGAGAACCUCUCGCGGGCUCUGGGUUUCAGAGCGGCGGCCGAGGCUGUGUAGAGGGAGCUCGGGGGUUCUAUUGUAAGGUUAACGAAGAGAAGCGGUGUCACCAAGUGCUGUCAGCCAUGUUUUCAUUCAACAUGUUUGAUCACCCGAUACCCCGGGUCUUCCAGAACCGCUUCUCUACGCAGUACCGCUGCUUCUCUGUGUCUAUGCUAGCAGGGCCUAAUGACAGGUCAGAUGUGGAGAAAGGAGGGAAGAUAAUUAUGCCGCCCUCGGCCCUCGAUCAGCUCAGCCGGCUCAACAUUACCUAUCCCAUGCUGUUUAAAUUGACUAAUAAGAAUUCAGACCGAAUGACACACUGUGGUGUACUGGAGUUCGUUGCUGAUGAAGGCAUCUGUUACCUCCCGCACUGGAUGAUGCAGAAUUUGCUAUUGGAAGAAGGGGGCCUGGUUCAGGUGGAGAGUGUCAACCUUCAAGUGGCUACCUACUCUAAGUUCCAGCCUCAGAGCCCGGACUUCCUGGAUAUUACCAACCCUAAAGCAGUAUUAGAAAAUGCAUUGAGAAACUUUGCCUGUCUGACCACUGGGGAUGUGAUCGCUAUCAACUACAAUGAGAAGAUCUACGAACUGCGGGUUAUGGAGACCAAACCUGACAAGGCUGUAUCCAUUAUUGAAUGUGACAUGAACGUGGAUUUUGAUGCUCCCUUGGGCUACAAAGAACCAGAAAGACCAGUGCAGCAUGAGGAGUCAAUAGAGGGAGAAGCUGACCACAGUGGCUAUGCUGGAGAGGUGGGCUUUCGUGCCUUCUCUGGUUCUGGGAAUAGACUGGAUGGAAAGAAGAAAGGGGUUGAGCCCAGUCCCUCCCCCAUCAAGCCUGGAGAUAUUAAAAGAGGGAUUCCUAAUUAUGAAUUUAAGCUUGGUAAGAUUACUUUCAUCAGAAAUUCACGUCCAUUGGUCAAAAAGGUUGAAGAGGAUGAAGCUGGGGGCAGAUUCGUUGCUUUCUCUGGAGAAGGACAGUCACUGCGGAAGAAGGGAAGAAAGCCCUAAGUCCAAAACUGUCAGCUGGAAAAUAAAAGAUCGUUUGCAACA